AUGAAGCUUCUUUCUUUGCAUAUUGUAGCGUUCCUAUCUUCGCUUUUCCAUCCUCCACCUUUUGAGCUCAACCACGUGAAUAAUGGGGUCUGCUUCUACGUGGAGAAACCCCAGACUCUCAGAUUGUCGUUAGAUAGGCUGGAGGGUUCACUCCCAUUGAUCAUAUUCAAUCACAAGGAACUUGACCUCGUGACAAAUUUGCCUGAUAUCUUUACAUUUGCAGACGACUACAGCCACGACUAUAAGAACAUUAAAUAUGUGAAGGUAUCCAACGAAAAAACUGGGGUAUCUACAUUUUCGCUAAACAUUGACAAACUCAAAAAACCGAAAUCUGUCUACUACAACUCCCGAGCGGAGUUCCCAUUAGCAUACAAACUUAUUGAACCCAAUGGAAUAUAUUGCAUCUACGUACCUGUAUUAAACAUGCCUUCGGGCAGGUUGCCAAACAAUUUCCGAGUCCUUGCUUCGCUCGAAACAGGGCAUGCAAUGAUUCAAGAAAGCUUGUCGCAUGUAAGGUUCAAUCGUGAAAAGGUACUAAUGUUGGUUCUUUCGGUGAUCCAUGUGUUUGAAUCUUUCCGCUGGAACAAGGAAAAACUCUCCCGAGCCAAAGUCUACUACUUGACCUAUUUCGUGAUGAACAUUGCAAUCGCUUUGUUGAGUAGAUUCCUCCUUUCGGGAAUCGGCCCUAUUUAUAUGAUUCUAUUUGUGGUGGUGGGCGUUACUCUUGGCAGAGUAUUCUUCUUCAAUUUCGGAUUCUUAGAUUCUAAGAAAAAGUUGCAAUAUUUUGCACUUUGGUUGGCUGCCUAUCUGCUGCUGGUUUACGUGUUAACAUUCCUUGAACCAUACACAAACACAGUGAUGGAUGUUGAAGGCGUUACGUUCACCAAUCUUGUAAACAAUAUCUUGUUGACUGGACAUGAUAACCAAACUAUCAGUGAACUUUACUAUCAUGAUGUUUUCUUCCCAAUAGCAUAUCCGGUUGGAGCUGGUCUCCUAUUCGUUGCUAUCUUAUUAUUGUAUUCAGAGAGGAUUCUAUUGAAAAACGAGAAAAGAAAGACGGCUAUAGUCUUCCAGAGGCAGUUGGCAUCACUGGUAUUGCUCUAUGCUGUGUGGUUCACUAUGUUUGUAGCCAUUUACUACUACGUGUUUUACUUUGAGCGGAUAUACCCACGCAAUGUGCUGACAAUAUUUGAAAUUUUUGACAGCGACAAUGUAGACCACUUUAAUCGGGUCAAAGAAAUCACAAUGCACUUAGUAGCUAACGACUUGAUGAUAUGGCAACUGUCCAAAUAUGCUUUGGUGAAAGGAGAUCAGCAUUAUUCUAUGGACGAGGAGUCGGCUAUGGCUUUCGCAGACGACAAACGAUCAACGUAG
Messenger RNA from Scheffersomyces stipitis CBS 6054, 1374 nucleotides. RefSeq lists its product as uncharacterized. The record is from RefSeq and is a predicted model, not a curated record. NCBI's taxonomy places the organism in Eukaryota, Fungi, Ascomycota, Pichiomycetes, Serinales, Debaryomycetaceae. The transcript has a single exon. The coding region runs from base 1 to 1374 and encodes 457 amino acids.